Molecule: messenger RNA, 4126 nt
Organism: Cheilinus undulatus (humphead wrasse)
Lineage: Eukaryota; Metazoa; Chordata; Actinopteri; Labriformes; Labridae
Gene: gmps
Product: guanine monophosphate synthase
Exons: 16
Coding region: 215-2287 (690 amino acids)
Biological process (GO): GMP biosynthetic process
Cellular component (GO): cytosol
Molecular function (GO): ATP binding; GMP synthase activity; GMP synthase (glutamine-hydrolyzing) activity
Source: RefSeq, a predicted model, not a curated record
AUUUAGCCUGCUCCUCUGGUGGAAGUUAUUCUUCAUUGGGUGGAGGAGAGAGUGUGACAGCACAUCUCUAAACCAACAGCCCAAUCUGCAAACAGUAGUCGGCGCGCUGAGCCAGAAGCGACCCAGCAGCUCUCUCUCUACCCCCACCUCUCUCUCGUAGACCUGGGACGCUGAGGCGUAGGGGAAAGCUCAUUCCAUAACACGGCAGUCCUCCAUGGCUCUGUGCAACGGAGACAGCAAGCUGGAGAUCAACAGCGCAGAGCAGAAUGGGUCAUGUGAGGGAGCGGUGGCCAUCCUGGAUGCUGGGGCCCAGUAUGGUAAGGUGAUUGACCGACGGGUGCGAGAGCUGUGUGUACGCUCUGAGAUCCUCCCUUUAGAGACCCCAGCCUUCGCUCUCAGGGAACAGGGUUACAGGGCAGUCAUCAUUUCAGGUGGUCCAGCCUCUGUGUACGCAGAAGAUGCGCCCUGGUUUGACCCCGCUAUAUUCACCAUAGGAAAGCCUGUUCUUGGGAUUUGCUAUGGGAUGCAGAUGAUGAAUAAAGUAUUUGGUGGUACGGUCCAUAAAAAGAGUGUCAGGGAAGAUGGCGUGUUCAGCAUAGGGCUGGACAACACCUGCUCUCUCUUCAGAGGCCUUCAGAAGGAGGAGCUGGUCCUUUUAACCCAUGGGGACAGUGUUGAUAAGGUGGCUGAUGGCUUUAAAGUGGUGGCCCAAUCAGGGAAUAUCAUUGCCGGAAUUGCUAAUGAACAGAAGAAGCUGUAUGGGACACAGUUUCACCCUGAGGUCGACUUGACAGAGAGAGGCAUGGAGAUGCUGCGCACCUUUCUUUUUGAGAUUGCUGGAUGCACAAGCAACUUCACCGUACAAAACCGCCAACUGUCCUGCAUCAAUGAGAUCAGAGAAAAAGUAGACAAAUCUAAAGUGCUGGUGUUGCUGAGUGGUGGAGUAGACUCAACAGUUUGCACAGCUCUCCUCAACAAAGCCCUGAACCAGGACCAGGUGAUAGCAGUUCAUAUCGACAACGGCUUCAUGAGGAAGAGAGAGAGUCAGAGUGUGGAGGAGGCUCUCACCAAGCUGGGCAUCAAGCUCAAAGUGGUAAAUGCGGCUCAUACCUUUUACAACGGAACAACAACCCUUCCCAUCUCUGAGGAAGACAGGACACCACGAAAACGCAUCAGCAAGACUUUGAAUAUGACCACAAACCCAGAAGAGAAGAGGAAAAUCAUUGGAGAUACAUUUGUCAAAGUGGCUAAUGAAGUUAUAGGAGAGAUGAAUCUGAAGCCAGAGGAGGUCUUCCUGGCCCAGGGUACCUUGCGACCGGAUCUCAUUGAGAGUGCCUCUCACAUUGCCAGUGGCAAGGCAGAGGUCAUCAAAACACACCACAAUGACACAGAACUCAUCCGCAAACUCCGAGAUGAGGGAAAAGUAAUUGAACCUUUGAAAGACUUCCAUAAAGAUGAGGUCAGAGCGCUGGGCCGAGAGCUGGGCCUGCCGGAGGAGAUCGUCUCCAGACACCCUUUUCCAGGUCCUGGUUUGUCCAUCAGGGUGAUUUGUGCAGAGGAGCCCUACAUCUGUAAAGACUUCGCCGAAACAAACAACAUUCUCAAAAUUGUCACGGAUUUCUCAGCAAGUGUCAAAAAGCCUCAUGCCCUGCUGCAGAGAGUCAAGUCAUGCAUAUCAGACGAGGAGGAAGAGAAGCUCAUGCAGAUCACCAGCCUUCAUUCACUAAAUGCCUUCCUGCUGCCCAUCAAAACUGUUGGCGUCCAGGGUGAUUGCCGGUCCUACAGUUACGUGUGUGGUGUCACGAGUAAAGAAUCUCCACAUUGGGAGUCUCUAAUGUUCUUGGCCAGACUCAUCCCUCGCAUGUGCCAUAGCAUCAACAGAGUUGUGUAUGUCUUUGGAUCCCAUGUUAAAGAACCGCCAACAGACAUCACCCCGACCUUCCUGACCACAGGAGUUCUGAGCACGCUCAGACAGGCUGACUUUGUAGCUCAUUCUAUCCUCAGAGAGUCUGGUUAUUCUGGCAAGAUCAGUCAGAUGCCUGUCAUCCUGACGCCCCUGCACUUUGACCGUGACCCACUGCAGAAGCAGCCAUCCUGCCGGCGCUCUGUGGUGAUCCGCACCUUCAUCACCAGCGAUUUCAUGACUGGCAUCCCAGCCAUGCCGGGCAACCAUAUCCCAGAGGAGGUGGUUCUGAAGAUGGUAAACGAGAUCAAGAAGAUCCCGGGCAUUUCCAGAGUCAUGUAUGAUCUGACCUCCAAGCCACCCGGCACCACCGAGUGGGAAUGAAACCCUUUAUUAAAUCGUACCGAUAGGACACACUCACACACAAUGCACAAACACACUCAGCAGAUAACAGAGAGGGCUGGUGAACUCCUUUCCCUUCAGUCCUCCUUCCUUCUAUCCUCACCCUGCUCCUCCUCUCUUCUCCUGUUCCUCCUCCCCUCUCUCUAACAUUCCCAUGGAAGGCAGACUGUACUGUGAUGGGCAUACAAGCAGAGGGGCCUCUACUCUGCUCUCCCCACAACUCCUCCCUGGUCUUAAUGUUUUGGCGAUAGGGAUUGAUCAAUGUUGGUUAUUGAUAAUAUAUUGUCAUUUUUUGAUCCAUGUACGACAGUGUUUUCCUCUUAAAUGAAAUAGUAUAUUGCUGCUUCCUUUUGUAAAGUCAACCUUUAAGACAAGUGGCGAGAAGCUGUGAAAGUUCAGAACUUGGACUUCAGUGUUGUGCCUCAGAUUGCGUUAUGGGAUGAGCUGAACGUGAAAACAAACAAACAGUAGUGUUAAGAAAGAAUAGUGACAGGAGACUGGAAGUCUUCAGCAGAUGUUUUCUAACUUGUCUGACGUGUCUCUCACCAUCGUAGAGUUUUCUCAACCUGUUUGUUCAUUUCCACUUUCUGCCUCUAAACUGUGCUAUGAAGAAGGUCGUCUGUUUAAGGUAAAACUGGACAGACGGCCCUUGUGACCAAUCAAUUUUAAGCUUUUUUCUUUUUGCCAAAAGUAGAAAAUGCCGUGGUGAAACAUAAUGUUGUGGGCUCCUUUGACGAUCUUCUCCAAGCUACAUUUGUUGACGAGAGCUCUUGGCUUGUUGCUGAGGCAUCCGUGGGCAUCCUUCAAGCCAAGAUUAGCUUCAGUAUGAGGACUAGUGUGCAGCUGUGCAGGAGGCCAAUAUGAUGGGUAACUUUGUAUGUGCCUGUUCGAUUGCUAUUGUUUAUUCCUUCGGGGCGACCCAAGAAAGGAGGAUUCAACACUUUUUCUCCUCAUGCUGCAAUAUGUAUGCUUUUUAUGAAGAAUAAACAUGGCAAGGGGACUAGCUAUUAAUGAAUUAUAAGUACAGUAGAGUUUAUAACUACAUUGUGUAAGUUGCUGUUGUCAUUAAUCAUCAUUUGGCUGCCCAUUUGUUGUACAAGGGCACAUUUUUUGCACAUUUAAACUUGUUUCCACUUUUUAAGCAUUGGUGCUUUAUCAGCAUAGAAUUCAUGGAGAACUUCACCUUAUAAAUGUGUCACUGUGUCAGGUUAAGAUAAAAGUCUGUUGCCAUCUUUUACAUAAGUUCACUGUGUCUAAGAAAGCAUAUUUUUCUGUCCUACACUGUUAAAACCUUCAGCACUUCAUAUCCCUCGUCUUCAGUCUGUCAUUUAGAUCUCAGUGAAUACAGCGCUCAGGUUUAACUGAGUUUGAAAACAUGAAUUACUCCUGAAGUAGACACAUUUCACUCAGACGUGGUGGUUCUCAUGCCUCCAGGAUUUGUUUUUGUGCCUCUCAUCCUCUGUUCAAUCCUUAAUCUUUAGUGGCAAAGUACUCCUAAUGGAACACGGUUUUCCUAACUUGUCUUAACUGCUCUUCUUCCUGAGUUCUGCCUUUUUCUAAGUGGGAAUUUUCUGUUACACAGUAUGUCUACAUUACAAACAGCUUGAGAACAUUGGACAUCUGAUUUUGUAGUUAAUUACAAUAUCAAUACAAUUAAGUUAUGCAAUUUAUUGUCUGUUUUUUUUUUUUUCAGUUUUUUCAACAAUGCUCAUUCUCCUUUAGUAACGUGCCUCAAACCAAGCCACUGCAUGCAGUUUCAUCAAUGAUGACAUUUGUACAAUGGAAACUGAGCUUUAAUAAAGAUCUUCAUGUUGAAACUUC